AUGUCCUUGGAGAUGUCUCGGACCGGUUUGUUUCUGGGGGUGCUGGCGCUGGCGAGCGCCGGAGGGGCAGCCGCGGCAGAACAGGUGCUUUAUGGGAAACCCGUCCACAGCGAGAAGACCUUCUUGAUAGAGGGGAGAUACUCUGGGAGGAAGCGGCCCAGCCUGAAGGCUAUAGGAGAAAUGCGCAGGAGUAUGGAUUUAGGGGCCCUCGACCUGGAACCCAUGUCAUCCACCAACGGCAAGAGCAGCUUCCCCACCAUGGUGCAACUGUACCCGCCCACCACGGAGAAGGUGUACCAGCCCAUCGCCGAACCCGUCCACCUCAAAGCCAAACUGCCGCUGCGCUUCGGAAGACAGAGUGAGCCGUCGAUCGACAGAAGUCUGAAGUCCACCCCAAACCUGCCGCAGAGGUUCGGAAGAGCAUGCGCAGAAUGUCCUGACGUCGACAACGCUCUGUGGCCGGCCAGCACGCCGCAGCGUUGGCUCAGCGUCAUCAACAGGCCCUACUACCGCUACUAUUUUAGACGGCCUGGCUUCGGCUGGUACUGACCUAAAGACUUUCACACGACUAUCAAAAGGAAAGAACAGUUAUCUGUGA
Messenger RNA from Gadus chalcogrammus (walleye pollock), 598 nucleotides. RefSeq names its product neuropeptide VF precursor (gene npvf). Bases 1 to 549 code for a protein of 182 amino acids. Gene Ontology annotation, molecular function: signaling receptor binding. The transcript has 3 exons. Lineage: Eukaryota; Metazoa; Chordata; Actinopteri; Gadiformes; Gadidae. The record is from RefSeq and is a predicted model, not a curated record. Gene Ontology annotation, biological process: negative regulation of gonadotropin secretion; neuropeptide signaling pathway.